AUGCUCACCCGAUUCAUCGCACGCGCGCCCUCAAAACUUGCGGCCAGAACCGUCACCUCGCAGCCAAGGAUUGAUCAUGAAGGCCAGCACCCGCCCCCGGUCACACAGUUCAACGAGCACGAGCUGAUGUUCCAGGAGAACGUGCGCCGAUUCUCGAACAACGUCAUCAAGCCGCUGGUGCGCGAGAUGGACGCAAAGGCCGAGCUGCACAAAAGCAUCAUUACAGGUUCAUUCGAAAACGGGUUCAUGGGCAUCGAGGUGCCGGAAAAGUACGGCGGGCCCGAGUCGUCGUUCUUCGACACGGUGAUUGUUGUCGAAGAAUUGGCCAGGAUCGACCCGUCCGUUUCCGUCUUUGUCGAUGUCCAAAACACGCUGGUCGGCCCGCUGAUCAUGCAGCUCGGCACGGAGGAACAGAAAAAGAAGUAUUUACCGAAGCUCGUCAGCGAAUGGAUCGGCUCCUUCUGCCUCUCCGAAGCCGGCAGCGGUUCUGAUGCGUUCGCGUUGAAGACGGUGGCCAAAAAGGACGGCGACGACUUUGUGAUCACCGGCAACAAGUUGUGGAUCACGAACGCGGGCCACGCCCAGUUUUUCCUCGUUCUGGCCAACGCCGACCCCUCCAAAGGAUAUAAGGGUAUCACCUGCUUCCUCGUUGAUCGUGACGCGCCUGGCGUGAGCGUUGGAAAGAAGGAAGACAAACUGGGUAUCCGGGCCUCCUCGACGUGCCCGGUCAACUUUGACGGCGUCCGCGUGCACAAGAGCGCCAUUCUGGGAGAGUACGGAAAAGGUUAUAAAUACGCCAUCGAGUGCCUCAACGCGGGCCGUAUCGGAAUUGGCGCCCAAAUGCUCGGGCUCGCCCAGGGCUGCUACGAUGUGACGAUCCCCUACCUGCAAGAGCGGAAGCAGUUCAACAGCCGCUUGAUUGAUUUUCAGGGAAUGCAACACCAAAUCGCGCAAGUCGGCACCGAGAUCGAGGCCGCUCGCCUGCUCGUCUACAACGCGGCCCGCAUGAAGGAGAACGGAAUCAACUUUGUCAAGCAGGCGGCCAUGGCCAAGCUGUUCGCCUCGCAAAUCGCCACCACGACCACCUCGAAAUGCGUGGAAUGGCUGGGCGGCGUCGGGUUCACCAAGGAGUUCCCGGCGGAGAAAUUCUACAGAGAUGCCAAGAUUGGCACCAUCUACGAGGGCACGUCGAACAUUCAGCUGAACACAAUCGCCAAGCACAUUGACGGCGAGUACGCGGCGCGGGCGAAA
Mesorhabditis spiculigera is the source of this 1251-nucleotide messenger RNA. Lineage: Eukaryota; Metazoa; Nematoda; Chromadorea; Rhabditida; Rhabditidae. The record is from the annotation of a GenBank genome assembly.